Molecule: messenger RNA, 741 nt
Organism: Strongylus vulgaris
Lineage: Eukaryota; Metazoa; Nematoda; Chromadorea; Rhabditida; Strongylidae
Source: the annotation of a GenBank genome assembly
AUGGUUAAGCAUUCGCAGCUUACCGAUGUCCACAGCAUCGAUGGAGACGCGGACGAAUCAUAUCGAUUACCGCGCAAAUUCACUAUGUACUACCCUGUAGAGAUGUGGGUGCCAGAACCAGAAGAAGAGAUCCCUAUGCUGGAUCUGAUGUUCUACAGAUCUCUGGACAUUCUUACUGACAUGCAGCUGACCAUGGCAAAAAUUGAAUUGCAUGCGUGCAUUAAAGAGCAACGUGGCCUACGAUCUAUGUUCAAACACUUUGCCAGAAGUGCAAGAGAUAGAGGCGAAAAGAUGGAGCUCCUGAACCAACAUAGAAUUACCACACUAAGAACUCUCUUCAUGAGAUCUCGUCUCUCAAACGUGCAGAAAUGCAUUAAAGAGCGUAUUGCGAAGAGGAACAGAGAAAACAAUGAAGUUGCAGACAAGCCUGAAAAUGUUGAGGCUUUUGAAGAUGAUCAAAAUGAAAACGGUGAAAACUUGGAUGCCAAGAAGGAAGUGGAAAACAAGGGCGAAGUAUACAUCGAUAUGUUUGGCAUCGUUGUCAAAACUUUCGACGCUGUGUGCAGCCUAGUACGUCGGUACUACUGCUUCGGUCAUCAUCACGAUGUCCAAGAGAAUCUUCUGGAACAAGGAAUAGGAGUGUAUCGUAAUACCGUCAUCUGCACCGACUGGGAAUGCACUUUCGACCGCCCUGAAUAUUGGAAGCCCCCUGCUCCAUUGCUUUCUGUGACGGUGGAUUAA